Molecule: messenger RNA, 5959 nt
Organism: Toxotes jaculatrix (banded archerfish)
Lineage: Eukaryota; Metazoa; Chordata; Actinopteri; Toxotidae
Gene: rapgef4a
Product: Rap guanine nucleotide exchange factor 4a
Exons: 28
Coding region: 2368-4920 (850 amino acids)
Biological process (GO): positive regulation of GTPase activity; Ras protein signal transduction
Cellular component (GO): plasma membrane
Molecular function (GO): guanyl-nucleotide exchange factor activity
Source: RefSeq, a predicted model, not a curated record
GUUGAAGAUCACGUGGAAAUACUACUAGGCUGCACAUUUCACCUCUGCCCCGGGGCAGCCUCUUCAGUAAGAAAUAUCAUCAGUGCAUGGCUGGACUCCUCGCCCCACCCUAUGGUGUGAUGGAAAGUGGUUGCAGUGCUGACAGUAAGUAGUCCUGCACCACUGUUUACAUUUCUGAGUGGUUUAGACUUACAUUACAUUUUAGUCAUUGUUACCUGUGUUAAACUCCACAUAGGACAGGCUGUGGUAGAUUUGAAAAAAUUAAAAAUGUUUAUGAACUUUGAAUUAUAUUUGACUCCAGAAUGAUUUUCAACAAAAUAUUUGACUGUAAAAUACAGAAGAGUUCCUUAAGUUUAAGUUUAGGCUCCAAGUUAGAUUUACGUAUUAUUUUAUAUCAUUACAACUCAAAAAAAAAUUAAAGUUAGUAAGAGUUAAAGUACCUCAAAUCUGUAUGAUGUGCCCAUUAGAUAUUAUUGCUUUACAAAUAACCUUAGAGACAUAUUAUGAAAUUUUAAAAUGAGUGAAAUUUAUUUUAAGGCUUAUGUGCAGAUACUAUUCAGUGUAGUACAACAUAGAUUCUUCUUUUGUACAAUAUGUAAUAAUAGUUUUAUCUGCCUAACUCCAUCACUGUCUGACCCUUCUUUAUCUUCUUGCAUUGUGAUAAAGGCUGAAACUUUUAUUUAUGCUUUUCUGUUGCAAGUUAACUCAAUAUUGACUUAGCUUUGCUUAAACAGAGCACUUAACUUGCUUCAAAGUCAUGUACCAUAAAAAUGAUGAACAGCAGUGUGCAGGGAGAGAAUCCAGAGCCUGCUGGUUUACUGGCAGUGGGUUUUACAGUAUAGUGUUAGCGAUAGUGUUUAUUUUUAAGGAUAGUUCAUAAAUGAUUAACACAUUUUCAGAAAAAUGUUUCUCUAUUUUAUGUUGCAAACAAAGUCAGCUUUUACACAAGUCACAGUCUGAAUCCCCACUUAUUGUAAACUUAGGAUUUGAUUAACUGAUAUUUGUGUUUUGGGCUGCUUUUAAAAGUGGAUGUGUCUGCUUCAGAAUUCAUCACUGUCAUGUGCUUUGGAGCGGUACAGUAACAGCAGCGCUCUGAGUAUUUCUGCAACAUACAGUACAGUACUUAGGGGAUUUACAGUAUGCACUCAAUACAUGAAUACGCCAAAAUAGAAGUCACACGAGCAUCAAGCAGCUGGUGGCUGAUGCACUUUGCUGUAUAGUACAUGCACAGCAGCUUAGUGGUUUUGUAACUGUAGCAGCUGAGUCAAAUGAAUUAAACAUGUUUUAAAUAGUUUUCUUAGUCACAAAAACACUAGGCUUUUACAGCACUUUUGUAUUAACAGGUAGAUGCUUUUAAAAUCUGCAUUGUUUCGUUCACUUCAGUCAUGCACUCAGUACUACUCUACCUGAACAGCUUUUAAACUACACUUGUUUGUCACAAGUUAUCAGCUGCAGUGAAACCACUUAUCUUUCAGUUCUUGAAAUAUUCAGACCAAAAGGACUUUUCUUCACUUUUGAUUUUUGUAAGACUAAUGUUGGAUUCACCUCUCACAUUCUUACUGUACGCUACAUCCCUACUAAUGGCAGAAUUGGUGUGACACUUGAAUGAGUGGCAUGAUGUCACAUGCAGCAGCAUGACAGCUUCACAAAUAAAAUGAUGGACAGCUGUGUUAACUUCUCAGUGCAACAAAAAACAAGCACAAAUUCUAUACAGAUGCAUGGCAUAUAAAUAGAAAUACAUUCUAAGAGUGUGCAAGAAGAUGACAAUAUUCCUUUACAAAAGUGUUCCAGCAGUUACAAAUAAAUCUUUUCCCCCAGCAAAAAGAAUUCAUACUAUCCUUAGCACCACAUAUAGGUGCUUCUGUUAUAUAGGUUGCUUGCCAGUGCUUUUCUCAGAAUGAUCCGUGUGAGCAUUUGCUGAUCUGGCGCCCCUAUUGGAACAACACAAUUAUUUAUACAGUUGUGACUGAGCAGCCAUGACUGAUUAGGCUAUUUGUCCUGGAGGGGAGCAGUACAGUACAAGCUUAAAGCUCCAAACACUGAGAAAUAACCCCACCCCUCUAACAAACCCUCUACAGGACUGUCACAUACAUACAUACAGGACACACACAUAUAAACACUGGUAGUAUUUCUUUAUUGGUUUCCUUUUUUUUUUAUCUCUGUAGAGAAACACCCGUAACCCAGUGCUACAGGACAGCUUAUUUGGUGGGAUGAAUUGCUCAGUACUGAAUCUUGAGUUUUAAGACUGAGACUUUUUUUUUUUUAACAUGUGGCCCUGCAGGGUUUCUCUCAUACAUUUUUCUGAGGGUAGAUAGAGGAGGUUUACCCAGUAUAUUGUAACAUAUCUUCUGUUCUUCCCACCCAGGAAUGCCUGACAAAGAGAACAUAAGCAACAACUGUCUGUCUGUCUCCAAACAUCAGAAUAAGAAGUCAUUCAUUGAAAGUCCAGCCAAACCCCACCCCAAAUGCAUUUCUCAGGUGCCCUCGGAGAAGAUCUUGCAUGCUGGGAAGAUUCUCCGUAAUGCCAUCCUCUCCAGGGCGCCUCACAUGAUCCGAGACAGGAAGUACCAUCUGAAAACAUAUAGGCAGUGUUGUGUGGGGACAGAGUUGGUUGACUGGCAAAUGCAGCAGAGCUCGUGCGUCCACUCUCGUAUUCAGGCUGUGGGCAUGUGGCAGGUGCUGCUGGAAGAAGGUGUUCUCAACCACGUGGACCAGGAGCUGAGCUUCCAGGACAAGUAUCUCUUCUACCGUUUCCUGGACGAUGAACAGGAAGAUGCCCCUUUGCCCAGUGAGGAGGAGAGGCAGGAGAGCCAAGAGGAGCUGCAGGACACUCUGCUCCUCCUCUCGCAGAUUGGACCUGACGCCCACAUGAGGAUGAUUCUGAGGAAACAUCCAUCUGAACGAACAGCAGAUGAUUUAGAGAUAAUUUAUGAAGAGCUGCUCCAUAUAAAGGCCUUAUCUCAUCUAUCCACCACUGUAAAGAGAGAACUGGCAGGAGUGCUCAUCUUUGAGUCCCAUGCAAAGGCAGGAACAGUGUUGUUCAAUCAAGGGGAGGAGGGCACAUCAUGGUACAUUAUUCUGAAGGGCUCAGUCAACGUUGUCAUCUAUGGAAAAGGUGUUGUGUGCACGCUUCAUGAAGGAGAUGACUUUGGGAAGCUGGCUCUUGUUAAUGACGCCCCCCGCGCUGCUUCCAUUGUCCUGCGAGAGGACAACUGUCAUUUCCUCAGAGUAGACAAAGAGGACUUCAACAGGAUUUUGAGAGAUGUGGAGGCCAACACGGUGCGUUUGAAGGAGCACGGUCAGGAUGUUCUGGUGUUAGAGAAGAGUCUCAGCAGCAGUCGAACCUCCAUCCAGGGAGCCUCAUCCUCCCAUUACAAAUACAAAGUAAUGUCGGGGACGCCGGAGAAGAUUUUGGAGCACCUCCUUGAAAUGAUGCGAUUGGAUUCUCAAUUCACAGAGUCAGACUCAGCCUUAGAUGACUUUGUGCUCAUGCACUGUGUCUUCAUUCCAAACAGUCAACUAUGUCCGGUGUUGAUGGCCCACUACCAUGCCCAGGCCUUGCAGGGCUCUGAACAAGAGAAGCUGGAUUACACACUUAACAACAAGCGCAGGGUGAUCCGUCUGGUGAUGCAGUGGGCAGCUGUACACGGAGAUCACCUGCAGGAGGAGGACGUCUCGGUGGCCUUUCUAGAGGAGUUUCUCAUGGCGGUAUCUAAUGAUGCCAAAACGAUUCAAGCCCUCAGGGAUCAGGUGACAGAGCUGGAGAGAACUGUAAAGCGAAUCAUUGAAGAUGCCAGGGUUUCACAGAAAAAGCACAAAAUCCUACUGCGGCAGUUCAGUAUGGGAGAUGAGAAGCCUCAGAAACGUCAGCCCAUUAAGAGCAUUGAUGAAAUUCUGUUCAAAGUCUACUGCUGUGACCAUACCUACACCACAAUCAGGGUCCCUGUUGCCACCUCGGUCAGGGAGGUCAUCGGUGCAGUGGCCGACAAGCUGGGGUCAGCGGAGGACCUGCUCCUGGUCAGCCUCAGUUCGGCAGGAGAGAAAGUGAUCUUCAAGCCCAACGACAUUUCAGUCUUCUCCACUCUCAGCAUAAAUGGACGGCUGUUUGCCUGCCGAAGGGACCAGUUGGAUUCUUUGACCCCUUUACCAGAGCAGGAGGGUCCCUCCACAGGGUCACUGGCCAGCUUUGAGUUGAUGAGCUCUAAGGAUGUGGCUUACCACAUGACCUCCUAUGACUGGGAGCUUUUCCACUGUGUUCAUGAGCUUGAACUCAUCCACCACACGUUUGGGAGGCAAAAUGUCAAGAAAACCACAGUGAACCUGGAUCUGUUCCUGAGGAGGUUUAAUGAAAUUCAGUUUUGGGUGAUCUCAGAGAUGUGUCUGUGUUCUCAGCUCAGCAAGCGGGUGCAACUUCUUAAGAAGUUCAUCAAGAUUGCUGCCCACUGUAAGGAGUACAGGAAUCUAAACACCUUCUUUGCUAUUAUUAUGGGCCUGAGUAACCCAGCAGUGAGCAGGCUGAGUCAGACCUGGGAGAAACUUCCCAGCAAAUUCAAGAAGUUUUACAGUGAAUUUGAAAACUUGAUGGACCCGUCCAGGAACCACCGAGCGUACCGACUGACAGUUUCCAAGCUGGAGCCUCCCAUUAUUCCCUUCAUGCCUCUGCUGAUCAAAGACAUGACAUUCACUCAUGAGGGCAACAAGACUUUUAUUGACAACUUGGUCAAUUUUGAAAAAAUGCGAAUGAUAGCUAACACAGUGAAGAUAGUGAGAUACUGUCGGAGCCAGCCAUUCAGUCCAGAUUCACCUCUGGCCAGCAAGAACCACCCAGAAGUCUGGACUUACGUUCGUCAGCUCAAUGUGAUCGACAACCAAAGGACGCUAACUCAGCUGUCUCAUGGACUUGAGCCUCGCAGGUCUUGAAACCACUCAGGGACAGAAAUGUUACACUCCUAUGCUGCUUCACUACAUGACAUGUUUUUACACUGGGAUGAAUUUACUCCAACACAGGCAAUCACAUGGAGGACCUAAUGAUGUAUCACAUAAUGAGAUAUUGUUUCAGACGCCAUUGCCUGACUUGUUAAGCCUUUUAUUACAGUAAUUUGUGAUAUUUUAACAACAGUAAUUGUUGGCGGGUGAAGUACCUCUCAUUUCACUGUGCUGCAGAUAUCACCAUCAUCUCCAACUCAUAAAAAGAGGGACAAUUGAAGGAAUUAAAGAUCUUUAGGGGAUCUCAUUCAUCAGAUUAUAUGGUAACAUUUCAGAUGUAAACACUAUCUGAUACAGAUGCUUUAAAAACGCAAAGUCUCGACUAUAUUCGUGCUAUUCAGCUGUUUCAUAACUUUUGUAUCAAACAAUAUUUAUACAUAUAUAAAUUUGUGAGAUUCUUAUGUGCUGUAAAUUGUGUACAAAUAUUUAUUUUGACAUCAGCAUUCAGAUUAUGAUUGUUUGACUUUUUAUUCAUAUAAGCACAUUUCUCUUGUCUGAAUGUCUAAAAACCUUUUAUGUGCUGUGAAUAUUAAAUAUUUUAAAUGUAUUUGUGUGGCACACACACACACACACACACAGCCAUCCAGGCAAGUAAUAAUAAUCCUGAUAGUAAGAUUAACAACCACUGAUUUAGUAUCUUUAUUUAGUAUCUUCAGUAUCUUUUCAGUCACACCUAUGAUCUUGCCAUGACUGAGUUCCAGGAAAACAUGGGAUGAAAUGUAAAAGGUAUACAUUUCUGAAAAUAAACGGGAACCCCAACUGACCAGUACUCAUUUUGAAUGAGUAAAUGUGUAUAUUACUAAAUUCUAUAUUGAAAUGGAAUGAAAAAUGAAAUUUAAUUUUAAAGAGUAACAACGAGCAAAUUGCACUCUUUUGGCGGAAUGACCCAUAUAGUUUGGUAAAGCAAGCUUAUUUUAACAGGAAGUCAAUUUAAACAACUUAACCUAUACAAAAUGAAUUAAAUACUUCUAAA